Molecule: messenger RNA, 683 nt
Organism: Lucilia cuprina (Australian sheep blowfly)
Lineage: Eukaryota; Metazoa; Arthropoda; Insecta; Diptera; Calliphoridae
Product: ATP synthase subunit d, mitochondrial
Exons: 2
Coding region: 57-617 (186 amino acids)
Biological process (GO): proton motive force-driven ATP synthesis
Molecular function (GO): proton transmembrane transporter activity
Source: RefSeq, a predicted model, not a curated record
AAAAAAAAGAUAUAUUUUAUUAAAACAGAAAAACAAAAAAAAAAUAUAUAUUUUUUAUGGCCACGAAAACUAUGGCAGAAUUACUAAAGCGUGUGCCACCAAAUCAAAUGAAACAGUUCGAAGCAUUUCGCGCAAAAACGUUAGAAUAUAACAAUAGAGUUAAUCAAUAUCCCGACAAGUUACCCACUAUUGAUUGGGAAUACUAUCGCAAUAACGUUCAAGAAGGUAAAAUCAAAAUGGUAGAACAAUUUCAAAUUAAAUACGAAGAACUUAAACAUGUUUUCUCUUCGCGACACAAAGUCCUGGAUCAUGCCAAAUACUAUGUGGAGUUAAAGAAAUUAACGGCUCAUGUUCAGGAAGAGGUAAACAAAUUUAUUGAGGACUCAAUAAAUCGUAUAAGAAUAUAUGAAGAUGAAAUGAGACGUAUUAAGGCUUUACGAUAUGAAAAUAUGACACUAGAACAAUUUAUUGAGGAACGUGAAGAUAUUGCAAAAUUUAUACCGGGACAAGGUAAAGCUCUAUUCUGGCCUCAUAACGCAGAAGAGCAACUUCAGGAAGCUAUGAAGUUGAAUGUAAAAGAUGGUGGUGAUAAAUCAAAAGAAAAUCCAGAAAUAUAAAAUAAUCUAGGUUGAUCGUUAGUUGUUGAUAUUGAUGCUAAAUACAUAUAUUUUUAUAUAAGCUAA